GCCAUUCGGCAACAUGGCAGCAUGCACAGACCCACGUGAAUAUGGUAAAUAUUCCAACAAAACUGUAAAAACCAGGAUUGUAAAAUCAUUAUCAGGCGGCGAUAUGGCAGCCGAUGACAUGCCCGAGCUUUCUGACGGCGAUGACGAGAUUGACGAUGAAGAACAGUGGAUGGAGGAGGAAGAGGAGGACAGUCAGUCCGUUACCUGUCUGUUCUGUGACAGGCUGCUGAGCUCUGUGGCCGCCACCCUGCAGCACUGCACAGCUGAGCACCACGUCAACCUCGUGGAUGUUGUAAGAAAACACAGUUUAGACGACUACGGUUACAUAAAGAUGAUCAACUUCAUACGGUCCACAAACUGCAGUGCCUCCAGUCUGACGGGGCUCCCAGAUGCUCCUUUACCCUGGGAGAGUGAAGUCUUCCUGAGACCAGUCCUGCAGGACGACCCGCUGCUGCAGACAGACCCAGAGGAGCUCUGCGGCAGUGAGGGGUCGUGCCUAUCGUCGUCUGGGGCAGAGUCCCAUGAUGCACUGCUGCGCAGGACUCAGGCCGCUGAGGAGAGAGCUCGAUGUUCAGAAGAGGCGCUGGCCAGAGCCAUGGACGACCUGCACAAGCUGAAGAUCCUGGCUCAAGGUUUGGUCCUGAACGCAGAAACCGGCAAACCUGGGAAACUGGGCGCCGUCGCCGAGCUCCGCGAGGACGAGGACGAGGCCUAUUUCAGCUCAUACGGCCAUUACAGCAUACACGAGGAGAUGCUGAAGGACAAAGUGCGCACAGAGAGUUACCGCGACUUCAUGUACCGCAACCCUGAGCUAUUCAAAGAUAAGGUGGUGCUCGACGUGGGCUGUGGAACUGGGAUACUCUCCAUGUUCGCUGCCAGAGCCGGGGCCAAAAAGGUCAUCGCGGUCGAUCAGUCAGAAAUCAUCUAUCAAGCCAUGGACAUAGUCCGGUCAAACCAACUGGAGGACAAGAUUACUCUGAUCAAAGGACGCAUCGAAGACAUCGAGCUCCCUGUGGAGAAGGUGGACAUCAUCAUCUCAGAAUGGAUGGGAUACUUCUUGCUAUUUGAAUCCAUGUUGGACUCAGUCCUGCAUGCCAGAGAUCUCUACUUGGCUGAUGACGGCUCAGUGUACCCAGACCUCUGUAACAUCAGCCUCGCUGCUUUGGGAGACACACAGAAACACCAAGACCGCAUUGCAUUCUGGGACGACGUCUACGGCUUCAACAUGUCCUGCAUGAAGAAGGCUGUGGUGCCUGAGGCGGUGGUGGAAGUGGUGAAAGCAGACACGCUGAUCUCUGAACCUGCGGUCAUACAGACGAUCGACUGUAACAGAGUGUGUCUGUCUGAGCUGGAGUUUGUUUCUGAUUUCUGCCUGAAGAUAACGAACACCACACAGUGCACGGGAAUUGUCGGCUACUUUGACAUUUUCUUUGACAAAGGCUGCAGCAACAAGGUGAUGUUUUCCACGGGUCCCCAGUUCACAAAGACCCACUGGAAACAGACCGUCUUCCUCCUGGAGACUCCUCUGCCCGUCCAAGCAGGUGAGGAGCUCUUGGGAAAGAUCACCGUACGUAAAAACAAGAAGGACCCUCGCUCGCUGUUCGUCACCUUUGACCUCCGGGACAGGAAGCAGACUUACAUCCUGCAGUAGGAGCAUCGUCCGUGACUUUGUAGAUCUCUUAGACAGCAGCAACUUUUUUCCAACGAGCAUAAAUCUACUGGAUGUGAUGUGAGGCCGUUGUUUUUGAAGCUUUGACCUGGUAUUGUUUCUUGUAAU
Salarias fasciatus (jewelled blenny) is the source of this 1777-nucleotide messenger RNA. It is a transcript of the gene prmt3, whose product is annotated as protein arginine methyltransferase 3. Lineage: Eukaryota; Metazoa; Chordata; Actinopteri; Blenniiformes; Blenniidae. Bases 14 to 1651 code for a protein of 545 amino acids. Gene Ontology annotation, cellular component: nucleus. Gene Ontology annotation, molecular function: protein-arginine N-methyltransferase activity; histone methyltransferase activity. The record is from RefSeq and is a predicted model, not a curated record. Gene Ontology annotation, biological process: peptidyl-arginine methylation, to asymmetrical-dimethyl arginine; chromatin remodeling. The transcript has 16 exons.